UCAUAACACAUUCAAGUCGCAUCGCGCCCCGCGCAAUACCUCACAUCAAGGUCUCCACCAUGUUCCGAUGGCGUCCCGGAUCCCGUAUCCUCGAUAAUUUCCGAUUCCAAUCCCAGUUUCGCGCGUAUCGCAUAGGUGGCCGCGGUCCACAAUACCAACGCUUCGGGGGUGCCACAGCAUCGAACAUUCUGUACCGAUGGGCCGCAAGACCGACAUUCUAUAGGGACGUCGGGUUCAUAAGCGUGGGCGCGGGAGGAUUCUACUUAUACAACUUGGAGGAGGUGCCGGUCUCUGGACGGCGCCGCUUCAACAUCAUAAGCCCUCAGCUGGAGGCCUACGCUGCACAAGGCACCAUGGAACAGAUAAAGGAAGAGUAUAGGGGCAAAUUUCUACCUGAAUACGACCUGCGGGUCAGGCAGGUGAAGAAGGUUCUUGCAAGGCUACUACCAUAUGUAUCAGGAACUGGAUUAGACGACUUGAAUUGGGAGGUUCAUGUUAUCGAAAGCCCUGAGCAGAACGCUUUUGUGAUCCCUGGUGGUAAGGUUUUCGUCUUCACAGGCAUCCUUCCUCUGUGCAAAGAUGAGCAUGGCAUUGCUGCCGUUCUUGGUCACGAGAUCGCCCAUGUUGUUGCACAUCAUACCGCUGAACGGAUGAGCCAAGCUCCCUUGAUCCUGGUUGCGUGCGUUCUACUCUCAAUGUUCGACAUAUCUUUCUACUCGAGCAAACUACUGCUAGACCUCUUCCUGUCAUGGCCGGGAAGUAGGAAACAAGAGGCAGAGGCAGACUACAUUGGGCUUCUCAUGAUGGCGCAGGGCUGCUACAGACCUGAAGCUGCCAUGGAAUUCUGGGCACGGAUGGAGAAACUGGGCCAGCAAGCGCCUCCACAGGUCCUCUCGACACAUCCGUCAAACCACAAUCGAGAAGAGAAGAUUCGAGAGUGGCUUCCUCAGGCUCUCGAGAAGCAGCAGGAUUCAGACUGCCACAGCAUGAUGAGCUACGCGGAUCAAUUCGCGGCAUCGUUCGGACAACUUCGAUGGUGAUUUGAUCGACGGAGGCCCAGUUAGAAAUGUACGCAUAUUGUAACAUAUUUUAGAUAAUAUCACCCCACCCGAUCGUUACACGAUAACACGAAUCAUGAAUACUUUUUCCGCAACGUCACCCUCCAACCUAUCCUGUGCAAUAUCACAGAGCAGGAUACAGUAGGCUGCAUCUUGAAGUACAGGUACAACAGCUUAGUGGACCUUUUCUUUCCUUUUUAUUGCCUCUGGAUAUCUAGGCCAAUCCCGUUACACGAAAAGUCGAGUGAAAGCACCGCCUUGCAUGUACUAGUAUUCUGACAGCUGUGGCCGUGGGGGGAAUCAUCCACAUCGUGCAGUUCAGACUAGCCCAGUUGACUGCGACGUGCAGCAGGGGGUUUGAAGGUUGAAGAACUGAAAAAGGACAAUGUACAUACCCUGUACGCAGCGAGCCAACUUGCUCGAUUUCUUUCGAGUCAUAUAUAGGAUAGGGA
Molecule: messenger RNA, 1510 nt
Organism: Aaosphaeria arxii CBS 175.79
Lineage: Eukaryota; Fungi; Ascomycota; Dothideomycetes; Pleosporales
Product: mitochondrial metalloendopeptidase OMA1
Exons: 6
Coding region: 60-1040 (326 amino acids)
Biological process (GO): protein quality control for misfolded or incompletely synthesized proteins; mitochondrial protein processing
Cellular component (GO): mitochondrial inner membrane
Molecular function (GO): metalloendopeptidase activity
Source: RefSeq, a predicted model, not a curated record